This is a messenger RNA of Menidia menidia (Atlantic silverside), 2619 nucleotides long. The record is from the annotation of a GenBank genome assembly. NCBI's taxonomy places the organism in Eukaryota, Metazoa, Chordata, Actinopteri, Atheriniformes, Atherinopsidae.
AAUGAGAAAAGCUGUGAAAUUGCCAUGUGUGCCCAUCCCUUUAAUUAGAAACUACAGCGUCACAUAAAGUCGUUGAGUUAGCUUACAUAGCCAGCACGAAAAACGUAAAAAAGAAAACUACAAAACCUGUAUAGAAUUUUAUGAAGACCAUAUAUCACUACAUAAAUGUAUGCCAUUCAACAGUUUUAAUUCAACACAGCUCAUUUUAUUAAUACGAAAAGCAUGUAUGGCUAAAUGUGAUGUCCUUUUGAGCUCUGUUAGCAUAGAUGUUGCUACGGAAGUAGACAAAGCAGCCUUGUCAAAACUGCACGCAGUCGACUCCCCCUGUCAUUCUGUCAGACGAUUCCUGGUGAGAGGGCAAAGGUUUCCCCAGUCUGUCUGAAGUCACCAUGGCCCGAGUCGAAACGUCCUCCAACAGGCCUUACCACCUGGUUAUCUUCGGAGCCUCCGGUUUCACGGGGCAGUUCGUGGUGGAGGAGGUGGCUCGCACAGUGUCCGAGGGUCCGAAAGGGAACCUGAAGUGGGCCGUGGCGGGCAGGAGCAGACAGAAGCUGGAAAAAGUUCUGGAGCAGGCCGCCGGAGUCCUCAGUAAGCCUGAGCUGAGGACAGAGGUGGAUGUUAUUGUUGCUGAUGUUGGAGAACCAGACUCCCUCGCAGCAAUGUGCAAACAGGCUGUGAUUGUUCUCAACUGUGUCGGGCCUUACAGAUUCUUUGGUGAACCGGUGGUCAAAGCCUGUGUGGAGAAUGGAGCCCACCAUAUUGACAUCUGUGGAGAGCCACAGUUUCUCGAGGGCAUGCAGCUUAACUACAAUGACCAGGCAGCCGAGAAGGGUGUGUUCAUCAUUGGGAGCUGUGGGUUUGACUCCAUUCCUGCAGACAUGGGAGUCCUUUACACCAGGGACCAGUUCAAAGGCACACUGACUGCUGUGGAGAGUUUCCUGACAGUCGGCGCAGGACCUGAUGGGGCAUGCAUCCACGACGGCACCUGGCAGUCAGCCAUCUAUGGUUUCGCCGACGGCCACAAGCUCCAGAGUCUGAGGAGGAAGUUUAAUCACAAGCCUCUGCCCACUGCCGGCUCAAAGCUGAGACGCAGGGGAGCACUGUUCUUCAGCAAUGAGAUCCAGCAGUAUGCCUUACCCUUCAUGGGUUCUGAUCCCUCCGUUGUGAAGCGAACACAGCGUUUCCUGGUGGAGGAGAAUCAAGCCACACCGGUCCAGUAUGGAGCUUAUGCUGGAGUUGGAGGUGUGGGGAACAUCUUCAAGUUGAUGUUUGCUGGAAUGAUGUUCUGGUUCUUAGUCAAGUUCAGUUUUGGACGCAACCUGCUCAUGAAGUACCCAGAGUUCUUCUCCUUUGGAAUGUUUUCAAAGGCUGGACCAACUAGGAAGCAGAUGGAAGCUUCAUCCUUCCAGUUUUCAUUCCAUGGAGAGGGCUACUCAGAGGAUAAGGACCCUUCCCAGGGCAAACCCAAUGCCAAGAUCCGCACUGUGGUUCAGGGACCAGAGUGUGGAUAUGUGGCCACGCCCAUCGCCAUGGUACAGGCCGCCCUAACAAUCCUCAAUGAACCGGCAGCCUUACCCAAAAAGGGGGGAGUUUACACUCCAGGAGCCGCUUUUGCAAGAAGCACACUCAUUGACCGUCUCAACAAACACGGCAUCCAGUUCUCUGUCAUCUAAAGUCGCCCCCUUCCAACAUGCUAGAUCCUAGGGUUUUUGCUAGCACCUACUAAUUUGCAUAGCUUUCAGUGGGGCUUUCCUUCACAAACUUUCUAGACUCCUCUCUGCCUGAAUGUACUCUGAAAUUGGAACCUGUAAUGUGUGUAACUGUAAGGAAAAUGGUUUAUCAGUUCACACUGCACAACAUAAGAUGAAAGAAGAGGAACAAUACACUCAUGUAUUACCUUCAGACCAAAAAUUGGUUUGUAACAUAUAGGAACAUCAUAAGGAACAUCUGACAUAAGCUUUGAUUAAUACAUGCAUACACUGUUCUCUGUAUUAUUUGACUGUGUUUUCUUAAUUUUGCUCAUAUUUGUUAAACAUCUAUAUAGGAGAAUUUUGGGUUUUAUUUUAACAAGUGUUUACAUUUAGGAAUGAUUUCCAAACCUCACAUUCCUGACUUGUACCGUUAUAAGGAAGUGGUGUUAUGGUGUGUGAAGACAUCAGAGUUGCAGCAACACAGUAGGAUUUUUAUUGUUUUGGUUCAGUGGAGUAAUGCCACCAUUGGAAAACAGCUGUGUCUGUGUGUGAUUCUUGUUCUUUAAAGUCUCGAUCGGUUCAUAGUUAGACUACUUAUUUUCAUGAAUGUUCGUUCCUGUUAACUAAAUAUUUGGGUUGCUCGAUUACCCAAACAUUUGUUUCUGAUCCUGUCAAAAAUGCCUGUUGGUUGUGCACCAAACUGCAUGAUUUACUCCAUGAAAGUAAAACGGAACACUCGGCUCUUUAGGAAUCCAGUGAAACCCUCUUUAUGAUCAGAAAAUAGGACCGGAACAUUUUCACAUAGGUGCAGAGCGGGUUUCUUGUUUGAGCGUUGUGCACACGGGUCAGGUUAAGAAGGACUCCGGGGUUUUGCUUCUGUGCGCUUUGCUUUUUGUGAGCCUCAUAAAUAAAACCUAUCCCACAACAU